This is a messenger RNA of Aedes albopictus (Asian tiger mosquito), 2479 nucleotides long. RefSeq names its product protein hunchback. The transcript is spliced from 2 exons. The coding region runs from base 384 to 2402 and encodes 672 amino acids. Lineage: Eukaryota; Metazoa; Arthropoda; Insecta; Diptera; Culicidae. The record is from RefSeq and is a predicted model, not a curated record. Gene Ontology annotation, biological process: regulation of transcription by RNA polymerase II. Gene Ontology annotation, molecular function: RNA polymerase II transcription regulatory region sequence-specific DNA binding; DNA-binding transcription factor activity, RNA polymerase II-specific.
AAAUCUCGGAUCAGUUUUUACAGUGAUUGCAGCGAGCGAGGAGGUGGCACGAGCGGCUCGGUCCGAAGAAUAGCGCGAGUGUUGUCGAACGGGAUCGAAUUGCGUGACGAUUGGGGACGUUUUGGGUGAUUUUUUGUGUUGCGCGAGGAACAGUUAUCUGCAUUUUUUACUGGGAAAGUGACUUGAUAAGUGGUGUUAGGUAGUGUGAAAUACAAAGAAGACGAUUCAGUGGAAAGGAUUACCGGGAUUCAUCUGACAUAUAAAGUGAUUGGAGUGCCUAACGGAACAGUUGAAGUGGAUUUUGGAUAUUUGACGAUCAGAAUGAACAGUUGCUGACGAGUUCGAGAACAAUUUAAGUGACUUCAGCAGUGACCCAUCAAGAAAUGCAGAACUUCAGCUCAAUCAUGGCCAGUUCGUUGGUUCAACAUCACCAGCAGCAACAGCAACAUCAGUCGCAGCAACAACAGUCUAGUGGAAACAGUUGGUACGAUAUGACCAUCAAGUCGGAACCAAUGGAAGCAUCGAAUAACUAUGGUCAGCAAUACCCAAGUCAUCAUCAUCUUCAUCACCACCAUCAGCAGGAUACUCCGAUGACCCACUCGAGUCCGACAUCUCCCCAAAGCGUAGACAGCAUGGACUCCAUGAGCAGUCGGGGUCAGUAUUACGAGACAAAGCCUUCGAACGGGGUGAUCCACGGGUUCAACCCACUCGGAUUCAAUCCGUUAACUCCUCCCGGAUACGCUGGAUUGUUUGUUCCACCUCAAACGCAAUUAGCGAGGCAGACAACUCCUAAUCGAAGUUAUGUUAAACAAGAAUCCAGCUACGUAACAUCUACGCUUACUCCAACGCACACCCCGCCUAUGGACGUAACUCCACCGAAGUCCCCUAAAGAGAGUGCUGGAACUCCAGAAAAGGAGGACGAUAACGGUUCAGAGUGCGGAGAGUCCUACGAUGGCAGCGAAGACGAAGAUGGAAUCAGGAAGCCGAAAAUCAACUCCCACGGCAAGGUCAAGAAGUUUAAAUGCAAACAGUGCGAUUUCGUAGCAGUGACAAAGCUCAGCUUCUGGGAACAUACCCGAGGUCACAUCAAACCAGAGAAGAUGCUGACCUGCCCUAAGUGUCCUUUCGUAACUGAGUACAAGCACCACCUGGAGUACCACCUGAGGAAUCACCAGCGAUCCAAACCAUUCCAAUGUCCCAAGUGUAGCUACAGUUGUGUCAACAAGUCUAUGCUCAACUCCCAUAUGAAAUCCCAUUCCAACGUGUUCCAGUACCGCUGCGCUGACUGCAACUACGCCACCAAGUACUGCCAUUCCCUCAAACUACACCUCCGGAAGUACUCCCACAAACCGGACGUAGUUCUAAACCUGGACGGAACACCCAAUCCGCUGCCCAUCAUCGACGUCUACGGCACCCGCCGAGGGCCUAAAACCAAAUCACAAAAAACUCAACCUCAAAAACCAGAAAACCACCAACCACAACUCCCCGCCCAAACCCCACUAACUCCCCAGUCCCUCCAAACCAACCCCAUCCAAUCGGCCUUCACUCCUCCCAGCUCCCAACCCACAAACCUCUCACGAACCCUCCUCCCGCACCAACUGCUCCCGAACCCUCUGGCCAACAUGUUCAAAAACGCCGCCUCCAACAACCUCUCCCUCUUCCCGUACCUUAACCUCAACUUUCAGAUGUUCGCCGACCAGCAAGCCGCCAUGGCCCAACUCUCGCCAAACUUCCACCAGCACCUCUCCUCGCACCUCACCGACAAACUCACCAGCGAAGACUCCUCCGAACCACCCUCCAAGUCCUCCUCUAUCUCCCCAAGCUCUCCCCUCCGUAACCCAUCCACCACCCUCAGCGAGGAACUCCUCAAGCAAAUCACGGCCGCCGCCGCCGACAGUUCCAACCUGAAAUCCUCGGAAACCGACUCCGAACCUGCGCCUCCCCCUCCCGAAGACCUCUCCGCACCUCAAACACCCCCCACCAAGUCCACUCCUGUCCCACCACCCUCCCUUCCCACCAGCUCCGGCAAAAGCCGCCGCAAAGGCCGCGCCUUCAAACUCGAGCGCCUGUCCGACUUCACCAAGGCCCUCGAGUCCGCACCCGCCCCUAUGGACCAAUCAGACGACGAACAUUCCAACACUUCCACCGCCCUAAAUCCCCCUUCCCAUCCCCCUUCCACCAUGGUCGACACCUCCGUACAAACCUGCCCGGAAACACCCCAUCCACCUACGGCUCGAACCUUCGAGUGCAAGUACUGUGACAUCAGCUUCCGGGACGACGUCCUCCACACGAUCCACAUGGGCUACCACGGGUACGACGAGGUUUUCAAGUGCAACAUGUGCGGCGAACGGAGCGACGACCGGAUCGGGUUCUUCCUGCACAUCGCGCGGAAGGCCCACUGAUCUAGUCUCUCUAGUGUUGUUGUGGCGGAAAUCCAACGAUCGAAGAAGCAGAAGACUGAAACCUGUUCUAGUUGUUA